Messenger RNA from Alosa alosa (allis shad), 2130 nucleotides. RefSeq names its product FYN-binding protein 1. The record is from RefSeq and is a predicted model, not a curated record. Bases 1 to 1830 code for a protein of 609 amino acids. Gene Ontology annotation, biological process: integrin-mediated signaling pathway; T cell receptor signaling pathway; protein localization to plasma membrane. Gene Ontology annotation, molecular function: protein binding. Gene Ontology annotation, cellular component: plasma membrane. The transcript is spliced from 15 exons. Lineage: Eukaryota; Metazoa; Chordata; Actinopteri; Clupeiformes; Clupeidae.
AUGAGCGUCCCAGUGAAGGGCUCAUCAACUGCUGGUGUUGAGUCCAGCAGCACUCAGAAGAAUCCUUGGUCUGACAUUCCCAAGAAAAACAUUAAUCGGAACGUCAGCUCAGGUGUGCUCAAACUGGGAACCAAAUUUGAGAACUUGAGUGAUACUGACAAGACCUCUAUCCCUAAACCUCCGCCUCUAAAACCUGUUGCUGUAUCCAAACCAUCACUGAACCUCGCCAAGCCCUCACCAAACACAAGCAGCACCACCACCGAUGGCAGCACUGUUCAGAGGUCCACUGGCAUCAGCGCAACACCAAAGCUCCAAUCAUUAGGAUUAAAACCCAGACCCUUAGUAGCAGCACUCCAGUCCAAACUUACCCAGGAGAAUGUUGAGGAAAAUAUCAAGAAGGACACGGUAGUGAAAACAUUGUCUUCUAACAAGCCGUCUUUUCUGAUGGCUCAGCAACCACCACUGAACAUCCAUCUGAAGAGUCCAGAUAUAAAUUCAGAAGGUCAAAAAAAUAUCAAUAAACCCCUGCUGCCUAAACUUUCAUCCAAUGCCAUAUCUCCUAAGCCUCUAGUUAUAUCUCCUACACUUCCAAAACCUAACAUACUUAAACCAAAGCUUGGCAUUGCUGAUGACUCCAACUCCAAGGAGAAAUCUAGUGAAGACUCAGCACCUAAGAUCAAGCCACUGCCUAAUGUGUUUACUCUUGGGAAAUGCCCAAGUAAACCCAAAAGGCCACCGCAUAUCCAGCUUGACAGAUUUAAAUCAACAUCAACAUCCAUAAAUGCUCUUUCUUCAUCUCAACCCAUCUACCUGAUGCCAGAUUCAGAAGCAUCAGACACACCUUGCCAAGAGGAAAGUUAUGAUGACGUUGGAGUUCUGCACCCUUCACCAUCACUUCGAGGAAGUACCAUUCAGCACCCUGAUCAAGCAGGCGAGGAUGAAGAUAUGUAUGAAGACCUGGAAGAGAGAUGGGCUGAGAAGGAGCAGACCAACACGAAGACAACGGCAAAAGAAGACAAGACGAAAUGUGAUAAAGAUGAGAAGAAACGCCUCGAACAGGAGAAGAAGGAACAGAAGCUGCGGGAGAAAAAAGAGCGUGAGGCCAGGAAAAAAUUUAAACUUUCAGGGCCAGUAGUGGUAUUGCAGGAGGUGAAGGCUCGAGUGGAUAGCAAGGGUGGCAAGAACGAGCUGCCACUAACGGAAGGAGAGGCCGUUGAGAUUGUUCGGCUCACAGACAAUCCGGAAGGGCUCUGGUUGGGCAGGAACAGUGAAGGCCUCUAUGGAUAUGUAAAGGCUGCAGCUCUUGAGGUUGACCACAGUGCACUGAAGGCAAUGAGUACUCAGAUACCAGACGGUGCCGGUGAAGUGUAUGAUGACGUGGGUGUUUCGGAUAUCAGUUUUCCUCCUCCACCUCCACCUGUCGGAGCUUCCCCAGGAAAUGAUGAUGAGGUUUAUGAUGAUGUGGAUUCUCCUCCACCUCCUCCAUCACUAACUGAUCAUCCAUUUGGAAAAGCAGAGGAAGCAGAUGGCAAGAAGAAGAAGAAGUUUGAAAAAGAGGAGAAAGAGUUCAGGAAGAAGUUUAAGUAUGAUGGAGAUAUCAGUGUGUUGUACCAAGUAAUAGUGGAUCCAGCUUUGACCACUAAAAAGUGGGGAAAUAAAGAUCUUCCCUUGAGACCAGGAGAGACUAUUGAUGUCAUUGUGAAACCUCAAGAUGGCAAACUAAUCGGAAGGAACAAAGACGGAAAAUUUGGCUAUGUUUGCCUUCGCAACAUCCAACAGGAAUCUGACAUUUAUGAUGAUGUUGGAGAGGAUUGCAUUUAUGACAACUGAACAGAAACCCUGCUGAGUUUCCUAAAAUGGUUGAAAGGAUUGAAACUGAACUGAAUUGAAUUUGAACUAUUUGAACAUAUGAGCAUAUAUAUAUAUGUGUGUGUGUGUGUGUGUGUGUGUGUGUGUGUGUGUGUGUGUGUGUGUGUGUGUGUGUGUGUAAAUGUGUGUGCCACAUAACCAAGACAAAUUUCCUGUUGUAUGUAUAUCUUUCCAAAUGUCCUGUUGCAUUGAAUUGAUGUAGCUGUGUUACUUGUACAGUCCCAUUGUAAUUGUUUUGUAAUACAAAAUAAACCCACUAGA